Molecule: messenger RNA, 23769 nt
Organism: Porites lobata
Lineage: Eukaryota; Metazoa; Cnidaria; Anthozoa; Scleractinia; Poritidae
Source: the annotation of a GenBank genome assembly
CCGAGAGGUCGGGUUAUUUGUGACGGAAGUGGGAAAAAUCUGUUGAAAAGCGACACACACACGCUUUCUUGUCAUUACAUAGCCCAAGCUUGGACACUUAAGACCCACUGAAGUGGUAUACGUAAUCGGGUUAGGUCAGGGUUUGAUUGAGACUACGGCUAGAGACUGUAAGAACCUAAACAACAUCUUGGCAUGUUUCACUCAAGGCAGGCUAACUUACAGCUGUUAGCUUCAGCGGCGUUUUUACUGCUAAUUUCGCAGGCGGCCUCGACCGCACCUGGACUUGAAGGUUUGUAGGGCCUAGCAUUUUGCCUAUACCAGGCUAGGUGGCUGUAUUAGCCCGUAGGAGAGCUAUUUAGCAGUCACUAACUAACACUGUCUUUACUGCAGGGAGUCUGGUAUCAUGCUCUGUUGAGAACGAAGUCAUUGACCUACCAAUUGGGCCGGGAAAUCCUUGUUUCGUGUGCCGAUGUAAGGUUUGUGUGAACGCUUUCUUUUUUCCUAUCAAGGUAUUCGCCUUAGGACGUGACAACACAAUGCACCGUCGUUCGAUAAGGAAUGCAUGCCCAGAUGACACGAGUUUGGCAUGAAACCGAAGCAGAUCUAUAAAAAGGCAGCAAAGGGUUUUUAUAGGAUUAGGAAAUGACCAAAAAUGAUGUUCAAAUUUCAACGUAAACAUUCGGAGGGUGGAAACCCAAAGACGCGGUAUUUACAUUUCACACGGAAAAAAGGUAAUUGAUGAAAACCCGUGCGCGUGUGAAGAAGAUAAUGCACUCGCGGUGCCUGAACGAGAAAAGACUAAAAUACGCGUGCAAAUAUUCCAAUUUUUGUCCCGCACAAUAAUACCGUAUUGAUUUGUUUGGUUGUUUCGGUUAUGAGAACUAAUUACACAUAAUUGCAGAAACACUUGGUGGCACUGUAUUCUUUAUUUAGAUAAAACACCCAGGCACCGCUACAUAAAACACGCGGCCCGUGUAUCUAUUUUGUAUACAUUACGAAAUAUCCAAAAUUGAAAGUAACGUAAUAUUGAGCCAGAACGCUUUUUCUUAUCAGCUAAAGGUCGAAGCGAUUCGGUCGGUGGAAUACUUACUUUUGAAGUGCUCAAAUGACGAUGUCGUUGGUAUGCAAAGUAAAUUGCUUUACACUCAUGACGAAGUACGUAUAACGUCAAGUUUCAAGUUUCUCACAUGUAUCACAAAAAAGGAACAAUCAAAGCACUUAUAAAUCUUUCAAGCUUGACUUACAAGUGAAACAAAAACGAGAGCUAUUUCAGUAAAGUAUAUACAGCCAGUUUCGUAAAUUCCAGAAGCAAAUCAAAUUGCAGGAAUUCGCUCAUGAAAAAAAGCGGGAAAAAAGGAACAUGCACGCAAUCCUUUGGCAAGGCCUCUUCUCAGUGCACGUUAAAAAUUGAAUUUUCUUUCAGGAAGAAAAUGUGCUGUGAUACGUGGCCGUAGUAAUGACAUUUUUGCUUUAAGUGCGUGCUUAAAAGGUUCUGUUUGGUAUCACGUGAAAAAGGUUUUGAGUAUAUGCAAGAGUGUUCUGAAGAACAGCACUCCUAAUGAAAGCUGUCAACAUCAAGACUCGUGACAUUGCUGAAGAAUCUACAAACCAUUCCUUAACCCUGUUACUUUUAAACUGGUAACCAUACGAACACUUCAUCACAAAAAUCAAACUUCUUUCAAGUCUUCUUGUCUUUAAAAUCCUCAGAAAUAAAUAGUACCACGCAAACAUUCUGCCAAAGGAGUUUGAUUUCAAUGGUAACCUCAUAGGAUUUCGGCGUCCACAGGCUUAAAUGUUCGAGCGACAAGUAAUCCAUGAUGUGGUCUAGGACUAAAAGGGUUAACCUUGAACCUUUUGGUUUUUACAUUACGAUGUUGUCAAAAGAAUAAAGAACCUCUUAACUGUUAACAGACCUCAAGAGUUAUUUCAGUCGGGUGAGAUGGACAAGAAAAGGUUACAACGUUAUAGUCAAUGGAGGAACACCUAUCAUAUUGCCAUUCAAAUUAGACCUCUUUGGCAGUACGUUUGCAUGGUACAAUUUAAUUUACGAGAUUUGUCCAAAUGAAAGGUGAAGUUUUUUCUAAUGUUUUUUUCACUCUCAUGGAAAGGAUUGACAGGCUAAUAAGUACAAAAAAUGACCUGUCACUGAUAAACAAUCGAACGGAUGGCAGAAGAAUCUAAACCUUUUAAACACUGUUACACUGCACACGCCGCAUUCCUUUCCACGUUAAAAAGAGUAGUGUCGCGGUUGUCGAUUUCAUUUUGUUUCAACAAAAUAAUAAAGCCAGUUAAGCGUCCUUUUUUGCUAUGAAAUUUGAGGAAUUACUAGUGAAUGGCCAAAUCACAGCUUUGUGUCGAAGGAAUAUGUCUCCCAAGCAAUAUAUCAAACGUUACGAGCAACAAAAAUGAACUUUAAAAACCAAACCGUUAGGCUGAGAAGUUUCAAAAAGCUCAAUUGCAAUCCCUUUCGAUCUUCUCCAAAUUUGUGCUUCCAAAUCUGUGCUUCCUUUGGUAUUUGCUGUGCAUAAAAACCUGUGGAGUGACCAUUCAAAUGAAACCUCUACAGCAAUUCUCUCAUGGUACUACUUAAUUAGGUUUAGUUCGUUUACUUUGGAGUCUGUGUAAAGAAACCAGUGGUGUGGUAAUUCAAAUGAAACCUCUCUGAGAGUGCUUUCCAUACUAUUUAUUUGUCUGCAAGCAAAGUGAAAUUUGGAUUUUUUGCCGAUUUUUGUAUUCAUCCACUCCUGGGAAAUAACUUUUCAACGAUCAUAUGGCGAUCACGGAGAUCAAUGUGGACGGUAAUGACCGCUGAGUUAGACUUCAGUUUUAUCAAAGGCUGGUUCCCAUGAAAAUCUCCACGAUAUCGCGACACGAUCGUUUAGAUUGUCAGCGAUCAUCAAAGAUGGAAACCACGCUUUGAACACGCAGUUGCACAAGCCUUACUACGAAACGGCCCUUGUUGUGUUAGUCUGGCAAAACGGCGACACCUGUCUUGUCAUACUGAAGAAAAAUCACCUCUUGGUCGCACCCAAUACGACCUCCGUUUAGUAGACAGUAAGUGCUGCACAUGACUGCUUUUUUUAUGAUAAAUACGCAUUUUCCGCGCAUUUCAUUCUCCGAGGAAUGCUCAAACUUGAGGAACAAUCCAAUAUGAGUGGAAAAAUACAGAAAAAGGGGGUACCAUUUGAAAAGACAACGAAAAAGAUGUAGUUAAAAUGGUUACAUCGCAGAAUUUCCUCGGUUCAUAAACUCGACAACUAGAAACGUACGGCAUUUCACCGCGAGUGAAUGAAGCCGUGUUGAGUAUGGUUUGCAUAAAUCAAAUUUUUGAGAAUUCUAACUAAGUCAGGCUUUUCAAGCGAGAAUUGCUAUGUAUUCUUUUUCUUCUCCAACCAAAUAAGUCAUACAGAACUGAUGAAAACAAGAUAAGAGGAACACCACUUUCGUCUGUCGUCAAACUUAAAUGAACCUGAACUAUUCGAAGAAUUAAUUUCCCGUGCCAAAUACCAAAUUACUGUUCCUUUCACUAUGAAUACUAAAAAAAUAUAACAGACUAAGGUCGAAAGUGAUAAAAGCUGGCAAGGGACCAUAGAAAAUACGAACCAAUGAUAAUCAAUAAAGUCGAUGACUAAAAGACUCCAGACACCCGAAGUAAGAUUCUAUUAUCCGAGUCUUUUAUCAACAAAAAUGAAAUUAUUAUUUAUUUCUCUUUGGCGAGAAGGUGCACCUUUCAUUGUUCCAAAUAUGUUACGCACAAAUGUCCAAGCCUUUCUUCCCGGAUGUUCGGUCCAUAUGUUCUAGGCGUUCGAUUUCGUAACAGAUCUUUAAAAAAUUCAAGAUUUUCCUCAUAUUGCUUUAACUGGUGACACGUUCCACAUUACAAAACAUUAAGUUUUAACUCGUUCUUCUUAUUCCGGAUGAAAAAGUGAGAACAACUGUAAAUGUUAUAAGGAAGUUUCGAGAAUAGAAAAUUAAAAAAAACGCUAAAUGGUUAAUUCGAGAAGGCACUUCCUAUCUUCCCACACACCAAAAUUUCAAGGAAUAAUGCUUUGUUUCUUUUUUGUAAAAUACUAAAAAACAAGAAGUACAAUGUGAAAGAAAUGCUGAAGAGGUUUCAUUUGAAUGGUGACACCGCAGGAUUUUGUUCAGAGAUAGAAAAAUCAGUACAGCACAAUGACUCUACCAGAUAAGCUGGCGUUUAGCGCAGAGGCGUGUAUAAAUGGAUAUGAAACUGAAAGACGCCUAACCCAGGGAUGUGACGGUAGCGGAAAGUAAAUAUUGGGGCAAAAUUAGCCUCUAAAUUCUGGCACGCGCAAUUUGGCAAACUUUGCCCUCGGAAAUCCGCUAAAAGACUGCGCUCUCCCGCAUGUAAAAGGUUCACAGUCGUCUUUUUAUCAGUGCUUAUAAAAGACGGCUAAAAACUUUUGAUUUCCAUUAACACUGAUGUCAAAAUUCCACGAAACGGCUAAAAAAGAUAGUUCUUUUUGUUUGUUUUUCCCCUACUCAAUUACUGCAGCUGUCUCAUUUUUAAAUACCCAAGAAAAAAUAGCCAACCUUUCGACAAAGCAAUUAUUCUUCUCUUCGAUCAAAAUUGGAUUGGUAGAAUUUUAGCAACUGUGGCUGAUAUACAUGUAACCCGCUUAACUUUAACUGUUUGUUGAAAGGUCAUUGUUGUCUUCUCAGUGUAAACAAUUUCUAAGCAUGAAGUGGAUUAAACAACAAGAUCAGAAGAAUUGACCCAAUUGGAUUUCGGUUGUCUGCUCAACUAUAAAAAUAUUUCAAAGCCUACUAUCACUCUAAACAUCUAGUUAGUUCUUUCUGGCGACUUCUUCAACUUCAAAUGCAGAGAAGUGGAAGGAAAGAAAAUUAAUAGAGCCAAUCAAUGUAGCAUCGAGGAGUCUUGACUAUUCACACUUUAGGGAGUGUUUCGUGCAGGUUAUACCCUUCGCAAUAGUUUAACACAACGUUCUCAACAAACUCAUGUGUCCAGGCCUGAAAAUGCAACAAUUUUUAGGAUUAACGCCGGCUUUGUUACACAAACACGACUGAUUAAAUCAGUGGACAAAGGAAAUCUUUCCUGAACACAAAUGUCUAAGUAUAGGCUCCUCAACCUUCAGCGGUUUGUCAGUCAUCAAACAUAUCAUUUUUUCCAGGCCGGUAGCUGAGGAAUACGUGAGACUAUUAGUUGCUUGAGAGUUAUAAAUGGAGGCACACGCAAGCUAAAGUUUUAACUGCAAAUUCCAUUCGCUUCCCAUCUAAUUGGACCUCAAAUUUAUCUUGUUUAUGAGGCUCCCACAGUCUAUACAAAUUGCAUUUGCAUAAUAAACAAUUUACGCGACUUUACAAUGUUUAAGUUCUGUAAAAAAUCAGAUUGACCUGUUUAUAAAUAUUAUCAAUAGAAAUUUUCGCUGCUUCAUCCUUCCUACUACAACCGAUCAUCUUCUGAUGCUCUUCUAAAAUAUAAGGUACAGUUUACAUUAUAAACAGAGAGGUUAAAACAUUCGAUUUGGUCGGGGACAAAAUCAUGCGUGACCCGCCCAUGCAGGUGAAACCCAUUUAUCAAAAAGUCGUGAAAACCAUGCUUUUAUAUCUCGUAUCUUUCUAUUAAUAAAUCAUUCUUGUCAUGCUUUAUCUACACUUCAUUUCUAAGUGAUGAUUUGACUUUUCAAGCCACGUAGCAACUGCAAUAUGAACAAGGUCAGCUGAGGGCCAGUCAGUACCUUUCCGCAAUCUACUAGCGACUUUACGAUCCGACGACGUGAUGGCAACGAGAACGUAAAAAUACAAUAGGUUUAGAGGGCUCAUUGUAAAUGUAUUGAUGUGUACUUAAGCGUUUCGAUGACCAAAAACAAAAAGAGAAAUUAAAAAAAGUGUUUCUACUAUUAGCAAACAGUUGGAACGGUCCGUCUUCUACAGGCACUGUCACGGCUAAACUACUAUUGGAGAUGUUAUGUGGUAUCAGCAGAAAUAACUAAGCUUAGCUUCAACCACCCAUCACUUAUUUUCAAAAAACACUUUCGGUCCAUUUACACUGUCCACUGUGGAGACAUGCGAUAUACUUGUAACUUUUGCGGCUGUGAAAUCGGCUUGAGUUGGCCAAUCAAAUGAAAGCUGCUGAGUAGUACUUCCCUGUGCUGUUCAAUUCAAGGUGGUUCUAUGGAAGACACCCUUAAGCGUAACUAAUCAAAUGAAUCGCUUUAGCAGAACUUUCGCGUCGCACUGUUUGUUUUCCAGAAUUUUAGAAAGUGAAACUUGGACUCUUUCCUCGAAUUUUUACGGAUUUCUGCUACUUUGAGUGUAAGACUUAUAAUAUCACUUCUUCAAACGUUGAAACGAAGAACCCUAAUAUCAAAAUAUCCAACCAAGAUGGGGACACGGUCCAACAAAACUCAUCCCUCAGAAUUCUGAACAAACUCCACAUCUCCAGUAAUACUUCUAGGGGCCGCCAACUUAAUCUUACGUGCUCCUAUAAUUCAAUACUUCUCCUAAUACUAAAAAACUCGCUUCAUGAUAAAGUUCAAAGAAGAAAAAGUUUACUGUCAACUCUCUCUUAAUGGACACCUCUAUAAGACGGACAUCUGCCUAAAACGGAAACCUGAGGUUGGUCUCUGUUUUUCUUUACUCAUUUUAGUUGACUCUCCAUAAGACGGACGUCGGACGCAUACAGUCAGCUCUAUCUUAGACGGACACCUUUUUGACCGGCAGUAUGUGUCCGUCUUAGAGAGAUGUCUGUCUUUUAGAGAGUCAAAAAAGGGAGUAAACAAAGGCCGGGGCCAUUCUAGAUGUCCAUUUCACAGAGUUGUCCGUUAAGAGACAGUUGUGCAGUGGUGGUGCCGAUCCCAAAGGUGUCCGUAUCAGAGAGAGUUGACUAUAAAGUAGUAUGAAAAUACAUGAGCCCUUAAAAUAGCUCUGAAGAUGAAACCCUUGUCAUCAGUGCAGGCAGGCCUCAAAUACCCCCUUCCACUAUGCCUGGUACUUUCACAAUCCGUUUGCAUAACUUACAUAUUAUGCAGACAACUUUGAGAUCGAUUUUUAUCUACCUUAAUUCCGAGGAAUUUUACGCAAAAACUAUUCUAUAGACCACGAAAUUUCGAGUCUUUCUUUGUUAGAAGAAUGACGUCAAAACGAGAUGAUUAUCUCUCAUUUAACGAUGUACUCGGUCAUAACACGAAAGGAAAUGCCUAUAAUUAACACAUUGUUUACGAUGGUCUAAUAUGUUAUCUAACAAAAAUAUUGACACAGAAAUUUCUUCUCGAUAGCUAGGUCAGAUUAUUCAUGCUCUUUCGUGCAAGGUUCUUUAUCGUAUAACAUUAUAUGUCAAGCAAGUAGAACUAGAUAAAGAAGUAAAGAGCUGAACAAGACUCUGUGAUAUUACCAUCACGUGUAGUUACUCAAUUCCACUUUCCUCAGCGGCCAAAUUUAAAUCUAAAGGGAAAAAGACCAAUUUCACUUUUGUGAAACAGUUAGAAACGCGUAGUGCCGAGUACGGCUGAGUAGUUUCAUUUGGGCGACUUCAUCCAGAGUGAAAAGCUAGAACUCCCUGGUGCAGAAUAAUGAACAGUAUCACAGGAAAGUACUGCUCAGUAGCUUUCAUUUGAAUGGUCACACCAUAGGAUUUCAUCCACAGACUCAAAAGUUAGGACCACCUUGUACAGCAUAAUAAACAGCACCUCAGGAAAGUACUGCUCAGUAGCUUUCAUUUGAAUGGUCACACUAUAGGAUUUCAUCCACAGACUCAAAAGCUAGAAACACCUUGUACAACAUAAUAACAGCACCACAGGAAACUACUGCUCAGUAGCACAAUUUAACAUUCAAAGAUACAAUUCGCCCCAUCAGAUCCAUUUUCGGAAAAGCGUUCAAACUUCAAAGGCUAUGUACCAUCUAGACAGUGAAAGAAAGCAAAAAAACAGCAACAACAGCAACAACAAGGCUGUCAACUACAGCUUCAACAAAAAGCGAAAACAACGGUAACAGCUUACUAAAUCUUAAUUGAUUUCUGUCGAGGUAAUCAUCUUGCUAAACGUAACACUGGUUUUACUACAUUUGCUUCAUUGGUGUGAACUUGGGCUUAAACUCGUUGUGAUAAAAAAAGACUAGUUACAAAUAAAGAUGAACAUCCGACAAGGAAAACAGUAAAAAACUUUAACUUAAACAAGUUCAGGGAAUCAGCUAAUUCGUUGAGGUUUGACCAAGCCGUUUGUGAAAUAGAUGACGACACAUCCGUUAUAACAAUGACAAUCCCAAGCCUAAAAAUAAUUUGAAAAAAAAAAAAUUGCCACUUUACCAGAUCGACCAUAAGAAGCUUAUAGCAAAUGGUCUCACGUUUAGUUUUUAACGCUUAUCACUUGUAUUAAAUGGGAGGUCAAAUUUGAUGCCUUUAUAUAUAAAUCGGUGAUAAUUGUAUUAGCUAAGAGGGAGAAGUCAAAGGUAUUUGAAAUAGAACUGAGCUGCUAUCUUUUUUAUAGCCAACUACGGAGACACAUGAAGACGUUUUUCUGUGGAAACAACCCUACGAUGUAGUGUGAGCAUUUAAACGAAAUCUCUGUAAAAAAAAAAGUUUCAAGACUUAAGCGUGAUGCUAUUUUGUUUUACCCUAAUCUGAAAGGAAGCGAAAUUCAGUUGGAUUUCCUGAAGUUUGCUUGUUGGUGUUUUUUGGUUUGGACUUAGGGAACAUUGCACGAUUUGAGAAAAUUAACCAGCUUUCCUUUGUUCGUCGUUUUAGAACAAAUCUGUGGAAUGCACCAAAGAAGUAUGUCCGAGACUGACUCCAUGCAAAGGAGAGAUCAAAAAACCAGAGGGAAAAUGUUGUCCAGUUUGCAGUGAAACUCGAGGUAUAGAACUAACUUGUAUCGUCUUUAGUUAAAGGGGCUCUGUCACGCUGUUUGCUUUCUUUUAACAAAGCUAAAACGUCUCGCAUCAAUUGAGUUUCAAAAAUAAUGACCCAGUUUUGUUAUUUAAGUAUAAUUUUGCAUUGGAAACUGUUUCCCGUCGUCUGUUUCUACGAACGGCAAGAAUGGAAAUGGAUUGAAACCUGAAAAAGUUGGGCCAACUUCAACUUUCGCCGUUUUUACGUCACUGUAUCGCUUUGCUUGUAAGAGCGAUACUUAAAACUAAUAUCAGAAAAUGAAACAAUUAACCCAUUAGUCUAUGUCAAAUUUUGCUUAUUCUUGAUCUUCCGAUGAAGAAAAUUAAAACGCAAUUUCGGCUUUGGGUGCGGUCAGUUUUCAUCUAUUUUAUUACGGAUGUGGCGAGUAAGCCCGGAUACAAUUCGUGCCAAAAAAUACCCUGUCCAUUUGCAAUUCUUUUUAGCGUCUUUCCGUUGGCGUAAUGAUGUUGCUGUCGAUAGAUAAUUUGUCCGAUAAACUUUCGGGCAAUUUGCCCCCCACCGGUAAACAUUUUACUCCUUUUCUUAGAAAAGAUAAGGAUAACGACCAUGUGAUAACGAGAAAUGCAAAAGUAAAGAAAAUUCUUUAAACGAAUUCGCUUGUGUCAUCAACUGAAUUUCCCGUGCAAGACGGUUCUUAUACUCGUGACCUUACAUUCGAAACUAUGAAAAUGAAACUCUUCUAUUUUCGGUUUGCCAAGAUCUGAAAAUGUGGUUUUGAUUAUUGAUGUUGCAGUUCAAUUUCUAAGUCAUAUAAUUGGGUUUAAUUUAUAACAUAUUUAGUUCUAAUGCACAUCAAAAGUAUUCCGACUGAAUGUUGAGCUCUGGUAUGAAAUCCUUUGACGGCAAACCUAAAAACGGUCAUGAAAACCCAAACCGAAUACCCCCAAUAAUGCCCUUUGUUCUUCAUGUUAUGUCGUAUUUGGUGGUCCACGUCCGUCAGGUCAGAACCCCGAUAUUGCCGCGACGAAAACUGCCUUUACCAGUUCAAGCUAUGGGUUGCUUAAGGUGGUCCGCUCUUAAAUUCCUACCGCUGAAUUAACCCAAACAAAACUGUCGAAAAGAAUUAUUUCUGUUGGUUAUGUGGCAAAAACGGCCUACGCAUGCAAAAACGCGGACAAACAAACAUUCUGAGCACUUCGUGCAUGGCUAAUCACUGUUUUACGCCUUUGUAGAGUGGGAGUCCUGCACAAAAAAACACUGAGUCAUAUAGGAAUCUGCAUUUAAGCGUGCAGUUGGUUCGAUCUAGAUAAUUUCGUUGGAAAAAAACCAACAGAAAAGCGCUGCGCCUUCUCUAGGCGCCUUGUUAAUGACAGUUACGUUAGAUAAGGCGCUCUACGCAAGCGAAAACGAGAACAGAGGGUUUUUUCCCUUUUACUGAAGGUGGUCUGCCAGGGUGGCCUAAACUUUUGGAUUCUUGAGAUUGUUCCGUUCUCACGGUCACUGGAAGACCAAAGCUAUUAAACUGAUACGCACAUUGUUUCUGUUAGCUAUGACGAGGUGGUCUACUUAAGUGAAGAUGAGGACAAUGAUAUGAACCUGAAGGAAUGAUAAGAUGGUGUAUGUAUGCGCCAGUCCAAUUAAAUCAAACCCCAGUGAUGACUGUAUUGCUCGUCAAUGCUAGUUGUAUGCCGUAGAAGAUUGUCAACAGAUGUCAGUUCAAACCGACGUAAGCAAUACGGAAAUAGGUUCUCAGUCUUCAGUCUUGAAGAUAAGUUUCUUGUCGGUUUAUUUUGCUUAAUCAGCUAUGAUCCUUCUUCAAACACAUUAGCCAGCAAAUGCACCACACGUUUAAUCCGACUAACGAUAUGAAGUCUUCCAACCUCACGCUGGGACCACAGCGAGUUAACAAGCCCACUGAUUAUUCUUGCUACAGAUCAGACCAUUAGAGGGUAUUUAGUAAUAGACUUAAAACCAAAGAGCAACACUUUAAUGCUUAUUACUACAAACUGUGUGUCUGGUUUUACAAACACAAAUCAUCCAGAACGUGACCAAAUCCUAACUUGCCCUUGGCUAGGAAAUUUUAGGGAGCUUUAGCAGCAUCGACGGCGACGGCGACGGGAAGAAGAACGUCUAAAAGGCAAUAGGUUUAGCAAGCAAAACAACAGUUCUGCCCUUCUUUGCCGUCACUACACGACUUAAAACAUAAAGUUCCCUAAUGAACAAUGAAAUGCCCAAACUUCAUAAAUAUCAAAAAGGUUUUCUGGCUAAAUUCUUUUUAAAAACACUAGCUUUCGACCGCCUAAUCUCAACUUGGUUAUUGCUAAAGAAACCUAUUGUGACGUAAAUCUAAAGGCCAACGAAGACCCUCGUCCUUAAAUCCCAACGAUCAACUAAAUUUUCGGCCAUUUAAAAUUCCAACCAUUUCCCUUUCAGCUAGUAAUUUAACUUUGCAAAUCUCAGAUCUUAGGUGUCACUAAGAAUAAAGAAACGUAUCGAGGCAACUGCACCCUAAACCACAUGGGAAACGGAAAAACGUAAGGAGUCUCUCCCUAAAAACAACAUUUAAAGGUAUAUAAACAGCUAAACCGUAAUAUUUUUUAUAGACUGAUUGGACUUUUAACUUCUGAUGCUGUUAGUAGGAAGGGAAACCGUAACGAGUGUCUAUAAUUCUAAAAAUACGUUUGCAAAGGUACAUGUAUAGGAAGUCGGCCAGACUAGACCGAUACUUCUGUGGUUAUAAUGGUCUUGUCCGUGUAGUAAUCCUUAGUUCGAUUCAUUAGAUAAAUUCGAUUAACAUUAUUUCGGAAGGACUAACCGCAGACCGCAGACUUGACUCGCCAUAUAACUAUUCUAAAAAGUACAAGUCAGUAUUAUUGAUAUAAUCGAUAUUCUCAUUGCUAAUUUGAAAAAAGUAAACAAGGAAAUCCGAACAUAAUUGACAAUGACAAAUAAGACUGCGAAUUUACUACAAACAUCCUUUCUUAAUUGAUACCAAAACAUUUUAUAGCUGAUUACCCAACCAUAAUGAUUUGUAAGUAAAAACUCUGCCACGAGAAUUGAAGGAAACUCUUUCAUCCUCGUUAUGGCUAUUCUUGAAAACGCCAAAGUAUUCAAACACAAUUUGGAGAUAAUCAGUCUGAUAUGAGAACAUCUCUUUGUUUUCAAAACUUUUUAAACAUUGAAGAUUUGGUUUGUUUACACAUCACACGUUGACGCAAGAGUAAAUACAAGCACAUGUUUUUCUACUUGAGCCUUAUUAUCCCAAACAAAUAUUAUUUGUUUAAAACAUUCAAUUUACACGAACAUUGUUCUUAACAAAUCUGACGUUAAAACAGUAGAUAUAUCAUUGUAACUGCGCAAAACACCACCCUGUCUCACACUUUUAACUUCGUAAUCUUCUAAUAAGGGUAUUCUCUCCUUAAACCCCUAUUAUCCAGAAUUCAUUUAGUCGACAUUCAGACGGCUUUUAAGCCAUGUGACGAACAAACAGGCCGCCAAAUUUUGGCGGGAAACCUUUGAUCGUUCCGCCGGUGGCGUCAACUCGACGGAUGACAUAAACAUCGGCUGUAUUCAGUAUUUCGAGCAAUAUAAUAAUAAAACAAAUAACAAAUGACUGAAUUCCGAGGUCGAUGACAGCAAAGCAACUAUAGCAAGAUACGACAAAGGAUAAAAAGAAACGCAAAACUCGAGUAUUUCAGCCACUUCAACGGUUUAACUCUGCUGAAGAGACGUUUCUGGAAAGGUUUUAUAGUUUUGGAGGUUGAAAGUCGUAGGUGGAUUUUAAUGAAGAUUAAGAAAAGAGAUUCAAUUAAAAUGGCAAUCAGACAAUAAACGAUAAGGAAAGGUCAUUUGGAACGGUUUUCUACGCCAAAACGGCCUUUAACUCUGGCAAACUUCACUCGUCUGGGACGUGAUUUAAAUAAAACAGAUUUUGGGGAUUCAAUUCUUCUGCAUUCUUCCGAUAGGUUUAGGAUUAAAAUAGACUGGGUAUUCUGCAAAAUUUUGUCUACUUUCACUGCGAAAUCCUUUCGGCCUUACGGCCUUACGGCAAGCUUUUACUUCUGGUAGCUCUCUGUUUCAUUGUAAAAUAAAAAGAUUUUAAAACUAUCACAGAUUUUGCGGGAAAAGAUAGGGAAAUUAAAGGUUGGGCCGGCACUAGCAGUAUCAUUUACGUUUUUCACCGGUAAAAGUCCACAAUGGGCAAAUUCAAUUUUCGUCCUUUUACUCCAGGUAGAAAUACUCACGAAAACAAUGAGUGAAAGUUAGGCGCUUUCUUAUAAGUGUUUAACCCUACACCGCAGAUUAGAGCUAAGCUACAAUAACCUGUUCUUUGCUCAGCCAGAGCUCUGAUAUACUUCCCAAUCUUCUGACUUAUAAGUAGGGUUUUGUUUGCGAUAGCCUCAUUGAUCAAUUGUUUGUUUCAUGCAAGUUCAUGGACCAGCUUACACAGAUGACAAUGAAAAAUUAACCCUUUAAAACCCUAAGAUCAAAAUUUGAAUUCCCAUUUGUUGCCCCUGGUCAUUUCCUACAGAAGUAGUGAAGAGAAAUUGAUUAAAUAUCCAACAAAGUCAUCUUGUGUGACCAUGUCUGUAAUUCUCAUGACCACUCAUGACCACUCUGUUUUACAAAGCAUGGGUAUCACAAGGAGAAAUUUGAUGGUGAUCACUCUUGGGGCUUAAAGAGUUAAAUACAAUAAUGCACUGUCAGGAAUCUUUAAUUUGUCAAACCAGAAUUACAAAUAGAGACUCAAAAAACUAAGAACCACCUUGUACAGCAAAAUAAACAGCACCACAGGGAAGUACUGCUUAGUCGCUUUAAUUUGAAUGGACACACCAUAGGAUUUCAUCCACAAAUUCAAAAAUUACAGCCACCUUGUGCAGCAUAAUAAACAGAACAACAGGAAAGUACUGCUAGAACCACCUUGUACAGAAAAGCAAAGAGUACCACAGCCGAAUUGAGUUUCGUGUCUGCCACAUAGGCCAGAUAUAUAAAUAGGAGUUCAAAAGAGCGUGAACGUGACCUCUUGCAAGAUGGUGUUAAUCAAAGGAAUAUACUGUAAUCCACAAUCCGUUGUUAUACUACAUUUUAUUUCCUUUCUUGAUAUAAAUUUAAUUAACAGAAAUAAGCGUAAAGAUUGCCAGAGGGCUAAUACUGUUGAUAGGGCAUACACUGUACUCAGCUCGAACAAAAAGCCUUUGAAUUAAAAGACGCCAAUAUGUCUCGACCAUUCGAUGCUAGGAAAGCCUAGGAACAAACCCACGUUGAAUAGUCGAUAAAUCAGAAGAUAAUAGUAUAGACUAAAAGAUAGUCUAUAGUCUAAAAUUUAACUUAUAAACUGGCUGAUAUGGAUAUGAAGGGAAUUAGAAGAGUAAAUACAAUAAUUAUGAAAAACAUCGACUAUAACUACUUCGGAAUAGGUUUUCAAGACUUAGGUGAGAAAAGUCGUUUUAUAUUUACCGUUAAUCUUGACAGAUUGUUUCUGGGAUUAACGCCCUGAGUCCCGAGGAACAAGCAGGGAGGGCGGGGGCUGGUGCAAACACCCCACUAAAUCCGACAGUUUCCGUAGUCCCGCCCUGCAGUAACCUACAGUCAAACCCCAUUAAUAAGGACACAGAGGGGGCCAUGGAAUGUGUCCGUAUUAAGCGGGUUGAGUUUAGAGAAAAUGUAAAGGAAUUCCCCAGGGACAAGGAAAACUGUCUGUGAUAACGGGGUGUCCGUGUUAAGCGGGUAUCCGUAAAGGAGGGUUUUACUGUACUGCUGUAAGUCGAAAUUUUUGAGAGGAAAUUAAAGAUUUAAAGGAUGAAAAAACGUAGGUGGAAAAACAUUCAGCUACUGGUUGAAAAAGGGUAGAAUUUGAUGCGUAAAACGCUAACAAAAUACGAACAAAUAAACUAUUUGAGAGAGCUACUCUGUAACUUCAAUUUCGAUUGCAGAAUCAAAAGCUAGAGUUUCAAAAAAUCACCAAAAAACGAAGUCUCAAGCAAAAGCAAUUAUCAUAACAGGUUCCUUUUCGCCUAAACUCUUUGCGCAACAAGUGACGUUGAAACCUGUACAGAACAGUAGCUAGUACACACUAAAAUAAAUGAACGAUAAAGGGGAUUAAAAGACAAGGAAGAUCUAACGACUAAAGAUUGAAGUUUCCACUACAAUCAUUCAUCAAAAUCCUUUUUUUUAAUAAUCAAAUAAUAAGUAAGUUUCAACAUAGGAACUACCAAAGAAUUAUGAAGUAAUAGGGGAAUUAACUUAACUUAAUGAAAGAUUCACGCACAGACUAUAACAGUGUAACAAGAAAAGCAAAAUAAUGCAAAGAACUAUGUUUAUUUGUAUUCUCUUCUUUGCAGAAUCAACAUCAUGUACUCAUCAAAGAAGAACAUUCAAGGUAUGACAAAUUGAGAUACAUGUAUGAAUCACUGUAUGCCAUUAACUUAAGCUGCAGUUUGCAAAUACAGUAGAACCUCGAUACGUUGAACUCGGAUACAAAUUUCACUGAAAUUUACCCUGAUAACUCGAAUUCUUUGCUAACUUGAACUGUUUUUCGUUUCCCUUUAAAGUUUGAGUUACCGCGGUUCUACUGUACCACCACCACCACCACAGUAUAAUGCUUAAAUUGGUCACCAAAAUGGUGCUAAUAUUGCUAAAAAGAACAUCGAAGUACUUGAAGUGUUAGGUACAAAAUAUUACAGCUUUACCUCGCAAGACUUAGGAUUUACCACAGUUGCGAGAAAUAAGCCGAUAAUGCCCAAGACAUUCCAGAUCUUACUAAUACAUGUACAUUCACAAAAACCAGUUAAAAUGGAAAAGACAACAAGUACUAGACAAAAAAAAAAUGUAUACUGUUCAAUGAUGCCAUAGUUUUCUAUACUUAUUAUUUUUACCCCCUUAUGCAAGACUCUCUCAUGUUAUAAAGAGCUUCAUUAUUUAUUUAUGGCAUUUUAAUUAAGUGCUGGUUUUAUAGCCCAGAGACAGCUGCAUAAAUCAUGAUGUUAAAGUACAAAACAACUAAUGUCUAUUUACACUGUAAUUCAAUGAAAGAUGCUAACAAAACAGUUAAUUUUGUUUCCAUAAAAUCUCAAUGUUUCCCUAGGUGGAGUUUCAUUGUUAGAUGUUAUGUGACCUCUAAGUAACUGAUCAUGAAGAGCGUGUGUGCCAUUGGGAAAAAAAUUUCCAGCAACAUACUCGUUAUGAUAUUGUUAUCCAAUCAUAUCAUAUCUCACUUUAGAUUUCAUAUGACUGGCCCUAGGGGGUGCUUUGACUGGCAUCAAUGUCUAACACAACAUUGAAGCUAGUCAAACCACAAAUAGCAAUCCACCACUUCAAACAAAAAAGACCAGAGUGGUAGCCUAAGCAGUACAUUACACAAAACAUGCAUUGACUCCAAGUAGCUGUUACCUGCUUAAGGUCUGUCGUCCUAGAGGGUUUUCCACCAUUUUAUCCAGUGACAGCUAAUCUUUUCCAUGCAGAAAUCCUUGAAUUGUGACUGCAGGAAACCUCUUUAUUACAGACUCUGACUCUCGCUCUGCAAGAAACUAAACUCCAUUUUAUACCCAACUUUAGAAAGUAAACAAACAUAGAUGACUUUCCCUCUUUAACCCUUUAAGCACCACGAUCAACAUACAAAUUCUCCAGACUGGCUUCCAUACAUUUCUUGAAAAAUUGGUCAGAGAAUUUGUGAAAAGAUCAAAGCAAAUUUCCAUUUAUUUAUUCUCAUAACCUUUCUACUUGAUUAAUAUACCUAUAGUGUUUGGAGAAAAUUGAUGUUGGUCACAGCUCUUGGGACUUAAAGGGUUAAGGGACUAUUAUUCCUUUGCUCAACAAUUUUCAUUGGGAGCACAAACCAUAUUAGUUUUGGUGAUUAUCAGGUAUAUUGACACCAUUAUUAUUAAUAUCAUCAUCGUCAUCAUCAUCAUCAUCAUUAUUACUUCAAAUUUCAAUCCAAAUCCACCCACGCCAUCAACACACAACAAAAAAACAGUUUCAAUACCUAAAUAUAGUCUUAAAUAACAAAACUGGACAACAAUUUUUGGAGUUCAAUAGGUAGGGGACUUGUUUUUGCAUUUAAAAAGACAGCAAAUACCCUAGCGUUACUGUCGCCCCUUUAAUGGAAACCUCUGUUUGGCACACAGGUCACUAAAAUGAGUUGGUUCCUGUCGUCCUUAAUGACUUUUAGCCACCAGAAAUAGCCCUUUUUAAGCUUAAGGCUGGUGACAGUACUACAAAUCAAUUUACUUUUGUAGAAUGAAAUCCAGGAUAAUUUUUAACCUUUGGCAAUUUCCUCCUUUGAUACAGAAUAAUGAAUCAUGGUUUGUAGAGGGUUGUCAAAUAUGCCACUGUCAAAAUACCACGGUAAAAUGUGAGCCUCAGAAAUGUUCUCCAGGAUCACUCAAAUGUCCAAAGGUAAGAGACUCAGGCACAGAUAUUUUUAGGCCAUUUAAUGCAAUUUAACUGCAUUUAAGUUAAUGCGAAGCAGCACUGGUUUGCAUCCAGUGGUUAACAGUGAGAGAAUGUUUAACUGCACACCACCCCUCACAUACAUGUACAUACACAGCCCAGGGAGGGACGGGAGGGGGGUUAUGGGAGGAGUAACUUAGGAAAGUUUGGGUGGGGACGUGCCGCUAGGAGGACCGUGGAACCGUUAGACUAUACUAGACUUAGUCCAGAGCUCUGAAUUUUGCUACCCUGUACAUUCAAAAUCUACUUUCCAGAAACUAGUGAGGUGGAUGCUUAUGUUGCUAUCAAACUGAGUUGCGGUUAAAUUCAAAUUUGCCGAUGUCAUUUUUUGAGCGUCAAUUCCGGCUUUGCUUUAGGCUACUUAAAAUCUUCAAUCAACAUUGAUCAGUUUCCAGGAAAAUCAUACUCUAUUCAAGAGCCAAACUAACCCCUUCCCAGACUAAACUGCUUGAAAAACAUACCCUUCACAGUGGCAUAUGCCUAUAUAGCCCAUAAUAUGGUACUUCCCCAACCCCUGGGCAUACAUAGCACCCUUUAAAUAAAGCAAAGAAUGUAUCCUAUGUAAGUGCUAUUAAGCAGGGCAGAUUUUCUCUUGAAAAAUUAAUGUUGGGCUACUCCUCAUCACAAUCCUGACUCUCACUCCCCUCCGUCACACCCACCUUUCCAGAUUCCUUUCCCCAAUUCCCACUGAUGACACAGUGUGACUGAUAGCCAGAUUACUUUGUUCUGAGGCUGAGAAAUGUGGGGAAUUAGCAGCAGCUAAGGGAGUUUUGCAGAAGGCCACAUUUCUGCCCAACGCUGCAUGACUCAAGCCCCAGUUGUUCAAAAGUUGGAUAAUCCAAUCCACUGGAUUUCUGACUGCAAUCCAUUGGAUUUCUUGUGGAUAACACAAAAUUGGUUUCCUUAAUACUUAUCCGCUAAAUAGUGAUUUAUCCACUGGAUAGCGUUAUCCAAUGUUUGAGCAAUCAGGGCCUGAUGUUUAGUGAUUGUUACAGGGGCGGAUCCAGGAUUUUUUUAGGAGGGGGUGCACUCGUCUCUUGUUCUACUUCAACACCAAUAAGCCACAUAGUUUUUUCUUUUGCAGAAUACCAUUUGUAUUAGAAAACCGCAGGUCAUCUCAGGGGGGGCGCCCCCCUGCACCCUCCCCCUAGAUCCGCCCCUGUGUUAGGAAACUGAAUGAAUGAAGUUCCAAAUCUGCUUGCCUGUAUAAUGCCCUAGCUGGAACUUAAUUAACUCAGUUUCCUAACCGUAGUCACUUACCUCCAUGGGCAUAGGUCAUUCGGUGACCAUUCCCCAUUUUGCAAAAUACCCCGGUCGGAUUAUUUGCCGCUAUAAGCCCGAAAUGAGCUUUUUAGUGAAAUUAAACCUAGCCUCUAAACUAAACCAUCAACGAAAGGAUAAGGUUCUUAGUUUUAAUUCAUCUUUUCACUUACCUUGACAGCCAAAAGCUAGUUCUUAACCAAAUGCAUCGAAUGAACGGUGACUCAAGAUAUCAUCAAGAAUCGAUCGAAAAGUGCGCGGUUUUUAUUUCCAUCACAUUUGAACGAGAAAUUAUCCAUCGAAGGUUCAUGUUUCCUGUUUUUUUCCCUUUCGAUCCUCAAAUCUCGUGUGUUCCGUCUUUCGAAGUUUUCAGUUUCGCCUAAAGACGGCCAAAAACUUAAAAAGAACCCAGCAGAAAAUGUUGCUUUCAACAAAAUUCGGUCCGCCAUUUUGAUUUCCAACUAACUUGGUAGCCUCUCCUUUUGGAUCCCAGGCUUCUUUAUGGCGCUCACCGUGUGACACGAACUUUUUGCGGGAACUACAGUAAUUGAUAAUCAUUGAGUACUUGCAAUGGAAAUACAUGUUUUAAACAAUACCUGUUUUUGAAUGAAAGAGACCAGAAGCCGGAUUAGAGACAAGUUGUAAUUGAACAGGCACAAAUUCUUGGUACUGUAUUUUUGUGCAGCGAAUUUAAGUUACAGAAUAUUUACUAUAGAGUAAAUUUUUGGGAGAAAAAUGUUUUGGAAAAUUUCCUUUUAAGAUAACUUCUUUUUUGCGGAUCGCUGAAAAAAUCGCAAAACUCGCAGAAAUUGGAACCCGACAAAUUUUUUAAUUUUUAAUUAGCCCCCUUGUUACAAGCUUUAAUCAUUCUACAGAAGAUAAGGGAAGAACAAUUUUAAGAGUAGCUCUUCAUAAUAUCUCAUAAACAGAGUAGAAAACAGGGGAAAAGUAUCAACAUUAUCUUAUCAAGGAAAUUGUUUGUUUUCGUUUUUGAAGGGCAAGAAACCAGGACAAGUUCCCGGCGCGUGCUGCCCACAAUGCAUCGAGGGUAAGUAGCGUUCAAAGCAGAAUGAGGUCAUGCGGGGACGAAUCCAGACAUUUUAGAAACCGCAUAUAUUAUCUGGAUUCAUGUGGAGGGCCCUGGAAAGCAGUUUCGAGGCAAUGCGGUUUCGCUGACCGGAUUCGCUGGUUUAGUGUGGACGGAGAACCGACUGGUGCAAAAAACUAUGCACUUUCAAAAGUAUCUGGAUUCAUGUACUGUAGACGUUUAGCCUAAGUUUCCUAAUUCUGGUGGAUCCCUGAGGAUGUUAUGUAAACAGGGUUAUUACCUACUCUACUGCCGUGUUGUCAUACAAUACAAUACAAUACAAUAACUUUAUUACCUCUCCCGAAUGGGCAAUUCUUAGAUAAUUUACAAAGAGUAAUUACCUUAAGUUACAAGCAUCAAUAAACACUAAGCUAAAAUCAUUCGUUACAAUUUAUAUGCUAAAUAGUUUACGCAUUACACUGUUUUUUAAAUUACUGAUCUAAGAUUAAAGAAUGUCAUCUUUUUCGUAGAUUCCAGUGUAUUGCAACGCCGAGCUUGUGAAAUUUCGGCUAAUGUUUUUGUAUCACGUGCGUUUUUAGUCAGUUCAAUUUCUUUGAUGGAUCUCUGCCAGAAACAGAUCAGCAGGAAAUACACACCAAACCAUCACUGUUGAUAUUUUUGAGGAAAUAAUUUUCAUGUUCCCGAUGCGCACUCAUGCGCGCGGAAAAAUUGCGACUGCAAAUGUCUUCAACUUGUCUUGGAGUGAGCCGGGCUGUGAAAACAUGGUACUUACACGUUUUGGGGGUAUCUGGCUCAUUCGCCCCAGGGCAGUUCGCGCAGGCUCACUGAUUCGAGCGAUCGCUUUCUUAGGGCGCUUACAUGCCUGUGGUCCCUGUUCUUGGUCAAUUCAUUUUGGUGACUACUUAAGACGAACGGCCGGAAGAAAACUCGCUAGGACCACGUGACCCGGAACUCAUAGACCGCGAGGAAUAAUGAGACCUAAGGACUAGACAAGGCCCUUGCAAGAAAUGGCUGACCAGACCAGUCCACUCGUUAGAAGAAUCAACUAUUAACAAGGACUAUCCAGCCAGAUCACUUUAUUCUUAAAUAGUGUGCACGCCAGUGAUGGAUUUAGUUAAUGUUUCGAGAAAAUAGUAAUAUUUCAUUAUCAAAAUUAUCGGUAAAAACGGCCAUUUCUGACUUUGGGAAAACGCCCAAUUUAGGAUUGCCGAUAAUCAAGCAGGUGCAUCACACGGAAAUCGAACGAAAUCAAAUUCUUACGUCGGGUAAGGCUAGAAAGAAACAGAACUCAGAUAACAAAAAGAAAAAAAUACUCAGUUUUACCCAUUCUUUUUUUCUCAUUUUUUUUUCAGAAAGUGGUGUUUGUACUUCAUACGGAGACCCACACUACCAAACAUUUGACAGACAAAUGUUCAACUUUCACGGUACCUGCCGCUACCAGCUGACGUCAGACUGUGUCAGCGAUCAAUUUACCAUACGCAUGCGCAAUGAAAGACGAUACUCUAACGUAUACGCUUGGUCCAAGGCCCUCACGAUCCAUAUGGGAGAUUCAGUAAUUGUGUUGCACAAGGACUUGCAAGUGAAAGUUAACAAGACAACAGUAGAUCUUCCCUACUAUCAUCUGCCAUAUUUUCAGAUAAUCAAGGGGAGUUUCACGAUAACGCUGGUCUCGCAGAUUGGUUUACAGGUCAGUGCAUGCCAUUUUUUUCCAAAACCACAACUAUGAUUUGCUUGCACCUUCAGGCUCUGUGCUGGAUAAAUUCGAGUUGGGUUUGAGAAUUAAUUCAGGGGCGCAGCUUGACUAUUUUUUGGAGGGUAAACAAAGAGGAUAUAUUCUUCCUCGAGGGUCGGUUGGGUCGGUGGACCAUAAGUUGUGAACAUGGUUGCACGAAGAUUUUGUACAGACAAACAUGCUUGUCCUAAGAAUUUGCCCAGACAGUUGUGACAUUAUUGAUCUCAAUCUCCUUUGCGAAUAUGAAAAACUGGGAGUGAGGAUAACUUCUAUCUUGUUGUUUUUAUCUGUAAUCUUCGACGAUCCUAGGCACUCACGUGCGUAACCGCGUACCGUUUGCUAUUUACGUGGUAUUCCAAAACCCUUACCCUAUUUGAAAUCGAAUGCAUGUACAUUUGAAUUUACCUGCCCUAACCUAAUUCAGACGUCCCUGAACUUCUGUUUUCAAGCAGCGAAGAACAUGGAGUCCUCCUAGGGUUCACAUUCUUUUCCUGCCAUUGGCUCCCGCUUCAAUAAAGCUUCGGACGGCUUGUGGUUCAUUUUAAUGCGAACUCAAUAAUGCGUUUAUUUGGCUGGUAGCCAGGCAACGAAUAGGUUCAUGGCCAAGGUGUUGACCAGGGUAACUACUUUGACCAAUGCAAUGACUGAUUUUGAAUAUGGUUUUACGAUACUGACCCUUUCUUGCGUACAGGUGCAGUGGGAUGGCAAUGGUUUUAUCGAGAUCCAUGUACCAAAGAGCUUCAUGGGCAAGGUCUGCGGUCUUUGCGGCAAUUUUAACGGGGAUUCUAAAGAUGACUUUAUGUUGAAGAAUGGCAGGCGCGCCAUCUCUGCUCAGGAAUUUGGCGAAGGCUGGUCUUUAGGAAGACGAAAUCCCGGCUGUGAGAAGCUACCAUCAGAACCGAGGGAUUCCAUCAUGUCGAAGUGUUUCAACCGUCUAAGAGUUUACUGGCGAGCACAUAAACGCUGCUGGCCGAUCAAAAAACAGUUCGCAAACUGCCACAAGAAGGUGAAGCCACACGGUUAUUAUGGGUCCUGCAUCUCGGACGUUUGCCAAUGUUCAGGGAGAAGAUGUGAAUGUGAAGUGCUGAUGGCUUACGCUCGCGCAUGCAGGCGCGAAGGAGUGACGAUCAACUGGGGACGAAGAAAUACUUGUGGUAAGCUAUCGAAAUUAACUUUACUCACAAAGUCAAUUUGUAACCUUCUCUCUUCUCCAUUAGCCUUUUCUAGUCUUAUUUUGGUCAAGGGUAAGAUGUAAGACUCUGACGACUGUCGCACUAACGCAAAUAAGCUGCAGUUUCAAACAACGACGGCCAGAUUGACUCUAAUACUUAAUAAAGGUCGGGGCGUUUAAUUAAAAAAAAUACGGUAUAUACCAAACCAGUGAAUAUCUAAAAGUUGGAAAAAUUGCCGACAGCAAUUGACUUACUGUACCAAAUCAGAACGUAUUAUCCCCUUCGUGUUAGUCAAGGCUACUGCAUUUGAACUAAAUAAUACCAGAGAAAAAUUUCAUCAAGCUCACACUUUGACAUUACAUACAUCGGGUAUUUUGUGCUCACGGUGUCUAUGUCGAAGAAAAUUAAAGACAUCAGGAAGUACUAUCCUAGUGUGUACGUUGACCAUUAAUUUCAGGCAAAAUCUAUUAAUCUAAGCAUUUCUUGGAGUGCUGUUUUAUCUGUUCAAUGAUGAGCAAAAUAAUUCUCCAUUUUACAUCUGCGUACGAGACCCUGAAGUGUGACCAUUCAAAUGAAAGCUACUGAGCAAUACUUUCCUUUGGUGCUGUUUAUUAUGCUGCACAAGGUGGUUCUAACUUUUGACUAUGUGGAUGAAAUCCUAUGGUGUGACCGUUCAAAUGAAAGCUGCUGAGCAUUACUUCCCUGUGGUACUGUUUAUUAUGCUGAAAAAGGGGGCUCCCGGGUUUAGUUUGUAGAUGGAAUCUUGAGCUGUAAACAUGCAAGUGCAGAAAACUACAGGAUCAUUUCUUGAUUCCUUUUUUUUUAAAUGAAAUUCUAAGCUCAAAACUGAUAUAAGCUCGAGUAGUACCCACUCCCUCCCCCUUUGGACGAACAGUCUCUAUAAUACGAACACCUUAUACUAAAAUAGUCACCUGGAGCUGGUCUCUCCUUUUUUACUUCAUUCCUCUUCUUUGACCCUCAUAAAAGGCAGCGUUUAAUUUCAUGCAUAUGUGCAUCUGGUCAGCAGUCAACAGUCAUUAAGUGUCUAUUUUCCCGGUUGUAAGGAGUUUCCUGCAAAGGAGGAUCUGUGUUUGACGACUGCGUUCCUUCGUGUCAGCGGACGUGCGACAACAGAUUUGAUAUAAGCGUCCCGUGUCCCAGCAGUUCUUGCGUGCCCGGAUGUCGAUGCCCCGCGGGCACUGUUUGGAACAGCCAACGGACAAAGUGCGUUCAGCUGUGGGAUUGUCCUCCACAGGUAAGAGAAUUGAACACAAUAAUUUAA